Cercospora beticola is the source of this 1247-nucleotide messenger RNA. Its product is annotated as MDR family NADPH-dependent oxidoreductase. Gene Ontology annotation, biological process: fatty acid metabolic process. The record is from RefSeq and is a predicted model, not a curated record. Lineage: Eukaryota; Fungi; Ascomycota; Dothideomycetes; Mycosphaerellales; Mycosphaerellaceae. Gene Ontology annotation, molecular function: trans-2-enoyl-CoA reductase (NADPH) activity. Gene Ontology annotation, cellular component: mitochondrion.
AUGCGACUCUGUCAAACAGCAGCCUGUACAUGGGAAGGAGAUUACAAAUGUAUAGAAGAUGGAAGAAGCAUUCGCAGCAGAGAUUCGACAAGCACAGCGCAACACAAGUCGCAAUUCAGAUCAGAUAUGGCUCCAUUUGCCUUGACUUUCUCGUCCGCCUCAGCGGAUACGGCAUCCGCGGUUCAAGUACAGAAAUAUGACGAUGAGAAGACUUCGAGUGGUGAGCUGGCAGCGGGCGACGUCUUGAUACAAUUUCUUGCCAUUCCUGUCAAUCCACAAGAUUUGAUGGCCAUUGCUGGAAAAUAUCCCAUUCAGCCUGUCUACAGCACCGCCGAUGGGUCUCGAAUCGCAGGCAACGACGGAGUGGCUCGCGUGGAGAGCAUCGGACCAGGAACCAAGUCAUCGCUGGCAGUCGGAGAUGUGGUGCUGCCAAAGCGUCAUGGGCUGGGAACUUGGCGAGAUGUCGCCAUCCUCCCGGCUGAUGCGCUCUUGAAGAUUCCCCGGGAUGUGGAGCCCGUCGCCGGAGCGUUGCUCAAGAUGGGCUUUGCACCAGGCUAUUUACUCGUUGAGGACAUGGUCACUCUGCAGCCUGGAGACUGGAUUGUGGUGAACGCUGCGUUGGGCGUCAUCCCUCAAAUGGCGAUCCAGUUUGCUCGCUUGCGAGGCUGCCGCGCCAUUGCGGUGGUGCGGUCUCGGGGUCAUGAGGAACUGGAAGCAGCGCGCGAGCUGUUGCUUGCAAACGGCGCCGCGGUGGUCGUCAGUGAAGAGGAGCUGGAGGAACGCGGACAGGACGCAGAUCCUAAGCUCGCGGCAGCAGUCAAGGGACAGCUCGUGAAGCUGGCAUUGGACGCGGUAUGGGGUCCAAGUGCCGAACGUCUGGUACGCCUCCUGGCUCCCAAUGCGACGUACGUCAACUAUGGCUCGCUGGGCGGUGCAAAUGUACAGUUGAGGCUCAGCCAGGAGCAGAUCUUCUGGAAACAGAUCAAAUUCCGCAACUUCCGCUUCUCACAGCAGCUGGCGUUACGCAACGAUGCACAGGUGGAGGCUUUGUUGACUUGGUUUGUGGAACUGCUGCGAGAGCAGCGCGUACGGGUGCCACGGGUUGACGAGUGGCGUCUGCCGGGGGACAGUGAUGACAGUACGAAGAGGAUCGUACACGACGUAUUGCAUGCGGCGCAGAACAGGGCAGUGGGAACUAGGAAGGCAGUGUUUGUCAUUCCCGAAGCAUAGAUCGUAAAAUGAUAGAC